Molecule: messenger RNA, 1805 nt
Organism: Labeo rohita (rohu)
Lineage: Eukaryota; Metazoa; Chordata; Actinopteri; Cypriniformes; Cyprinidae
Product: chemerin-like receptor 1
Exons: 2
Coding region: 450-1463 (337 amino acids)
Biological process (GO): chemotaxis; regulation of calcium-mediated signaling; inflammatory response
Cellular component (GO): plasma membrane
Molecular function (GO): complement receptor activity; G protein-coupled receptor activity
Source: RefSeq, a predicted model, not a curated record
UUUGACUGGCAUGGUACAUGCAUGAACCAGUGUGAAAUACCUGCUAAUUACGUUGCUUAUUCCGAUUGGGCGCUGUUUGCAUUUAAACGAGCUUACUCUGACUGUUGACACUGAAAAUGCUGCCAUUGUUUUUGAAGGUAUCGGUUAAUUAUUGCGUUUUUACACGUCUGCCGGCAUAUAGCUAGUCAUAUUUGAUCAUUCCCUUUGAUUUGAUCAGCUUUUCUGCUAAAUUGGUCUAUUUUUGUAUUAUUUUGCAUCAUUAUUUUUAAGGAGUUUAAGAUUGACAUGGCUAUAACAUUCUAUAUUGUUUUUGUUGGAGUGGGCGGGUUUUGGUGAAGUUUCGGGCUGGUUAUCGUCCAUCAACCUGGCAACACUGGUUACAUUCUGAGGAGCAUUCUGCGGGGAUAUUUUCAAGAGGAAUACCUUCAGCUGCAAAAAGUCUUUACAAAAUGUCUGGAGAGGACAAUGCCACAGACUAUGAUUAUAUCAUUAGAGAACUUAAAAUCACACAAUCAAGAAAUGUAUCAGAAAAUGCAACCACGCAUUACCAACAAGAGAUGAGGAUGACUUACUUAAUUACAUAUUCUAUUGUCCUCAUCCUCGGUGUCACCCUCAACUUCAUCGUCAUUGUCAUGAGCUGCCUGAAAAACAAGAAUUCUCCAACGGUUGCCACUUGGAUUAUGGCAUUGGCUGGAACACACUUAGUCUCCAGUGCAUCUAUUGUUUUUCAGAUGCUGUAUGCUUACAAUAACUUUGAAUGGAAUUAUGGAAGUGCAAGCUGCAAGCUGUCAUCCUAUAUCAUCUACGGCAGUAUGUUCUCCACGGCAGCCAUGCUGAGUUUCUGGAGCAUUAGUUUUACUUUUUCAAAAAUCAAGUGCACAAAAAAUUGCAAGAAUUGUACCAUCAUUCUGAUUUCACUCUCCUGGACCAUUGGAGCAGUCUUGGCAUGUCCUUCGCUGUUUUCCAGAGAGGUUAGAGAUUCUAAGUGCAUUGAUGAUUAUGACUUGGACAAAUUGAAAACAACUCAAGACGGCAUUACAAGGCUGAAGGCAGUUGUUGUCAUGCGAUUUCUCAUCGGGGUUCUCGUGCCAGCUUUGAUAAUGUUUCUCACCUGUUUGACAUCAGCUAAUAGAACCUGUAAAGACUGCAAGAAGCAGGCACAGAUCAUCUGUGCUAUAAAGAUAGUCUACUUUGUGUUCUGGUGCCCUCAGAUUGUCUUAACCAUGAUUCAAGCCACUGUAAACGACAGCCUGAGUACAAACAUGUUGAAUUACGGACUUCCUGCAGUUACUAUACUGGCCACAAGCCACUCUUUUACCAACCCCAUAAUCUAUCUGUUAUUGGGAUGCAGCAUUAAAAUGAACUGGAUGGCGCAUGACCCAGAUCAGUGCAGAAUGGCAGGUGAUCAGGGAAUAACACUGUUGCCUCAGACCAAGAAAGGCCACAGUUCAAAUCCCAAAUGAACCAGGAGGUCUGUCUGUGUGGAGUUUUUCCAUAAGUGAAUUGGAGACACUAAAUUGUCUGUAAAGUGAAUAAUAGUGAGAUAGGCUCCAGCAUUAAAGUGCAUACUUUACAUUGCUAGAGUAAGCAUUGCUGCCAAAACACUAUUAACACACUAUGUCUUGUUGUAUAUGAAUAUCAACCUUAUAUAGAGGACCAUUUUUAUUGAUGGUGUGUUGUUAUAUUUUUGCUGUGUUGUCAUAAUAACUGUGAUGUUUCAUUUAUUGUAAAUUUAAUAAUGUGUAAGUAUAUGUUUGUAGGUCUACUUAUGGUUCCACUAGAAUAAAGCACAAAUUGGUAUGUUU